UGGAAGAAGAGACUCAUAAUCCAAGCCACCGCCUUUCAACUGUCGGAAACUCAACCCUCCUCCCCCGUCGGCCGGCGGAAUAUAUAUACACGAGUACAUACAAGUAUAACCCAGUACGCAAUAUUCAAAUAACUCUCUCUAGAUUAUCAAGAAAAAACCAAAACCCUUGAAGAAAAUGACUUUGAAUCACCCAAAAUCAUCUGUUUUACUUCACAGGAUCAACACCACCACCACCAACACAGCUUCCACCGCCGCUCCUACAUGGAAUAGACAAGUCCAGCAGAUUCCCACCGCCGCCUUGCAGUGGCGAACGCCACUGCCUUGCAGCACCCAAGUCCCAGACCACGUCGCUUGCUACCAUACUUACGCCGUGGGCCAAAACCAGUCCUGCUCCGCCGUGAUCCAGCAAAUAAAUGCCCCAGUCGACACCGUAUGGUCCUUCGUCCGCCGCUUCGACAAACCACAGGCAUACAAGCACUUUGUCAAGAGUUGCAACGUAACCGUCGGAAACGGUGACGUAGGCACCAUCCGGGAGAUCCACGUCAUAUCCGGUCUCCCCGCUGUGAACAGCACUGAGCGCCUUGAGAUCCUCAACGACGAACACCAUGUCAUCAGCUUCAGCGUCGUUGGUGGCGACCACCGCCUGGCUAACUAUCGCUCUGUUACCACCCUACACCCAGCAGCGGAUGGCGGCGACGAGACAAUUGUCGUGGAAUCCUACCUUGUUGACAUACCUCAAGGUAACAGUACAGAAGAAACAAGCGUCUUCGUGGACACCAUUGUUAAAUGUAACCUCCAGUCACUUGCACAGAUCGCUGAGAAUUUAGCCCGACAAAAUGUUUCUGUAAAGAAAAAUGUCCAAUCGGUUUAAAGUUCAAAAUUGUUCAUCCACCUAUUCAAAGAUUCUUUUUUUAGAUCUCGGCUACACAAUUAUCACAUGCACUCGCAUUCGCAUUCGCAUCCGCAUCCAUAGGUCUGCAUUCUGAUAUCAGAUUUAUCUGCCAAUCAGCAACAUCUUCUGGUACAGGAAUAAAUCCCUAGAAGCCUUGUUUGUGUUGAUACUUGACAUGUAACGCACAAUUAAUGUUUUGUUUUCAUGAAUCAUGAAUGUUUGCCUUUUUGAGGUUGUUAUUAAUUAUCAUUGUUCGUCCAAGAAAUUCAUAGUUUUUAUUUAUUUA
Messenger RNA from Olea europaea var. sylvestris, 1178 nucleotides. Its product is annotated as abscisic acid receptor PYL4-like. Gene Ontology annotation, biological process: abscisic acid-activated signaling pathway. The coding region runs from base 176 to 871 and encodes 231 amino acids. Gene Ontology annotation, molecular function: signaling receptor activity; abscisic acid binding; protein phosphatase inhibitor activity. The transcript has a single exon. The record is from RefSeq and is a predicted model, not a curated record. Lineage: Eukaryota; Viridiplantae; Streptophyta; Magnoliopsida; Lamiales; Oleaceae. Gene Ontology annotation, cellular component: cytoplasm; nucleus.